UAAAAAAAAAUAAAAAAUGACAAAUCGUCUCCUCCGCGUGGUUACAGAUCGACAGAUCCCACAUGCGCAUUCAAUUUGAUGAGCCCACCCCACUGUGAGAUCCAAUAUUCUUCGACUCGCCAUUGCAAUUGCAGAGGAGAGCAGAGCGAUACAAGUGGGGAGGACAGAGAUGAGCAGAAGAUCGGGGGCUUGCUUGCGCUGCUGCUUGGUGAUUUUUGCAGUCGUUUCCGCCCUCUGUGUAUGUGGGCCGGCGCUCUAUUUUAAAUUCCAGAAAGGCUUGAAAUUCAAGGGAGCUGCUACUGCUGCGGCCUCCUCUUCUUGCCCUCCCUGCGUCUGCAAUUGCGCGCCUCCCCAAUCGCUUUUCCAGAUUGUUCCCGGGUUGGCUAAUCUCUCUGUUUCAGAUUGUGGAAAAGAUGAUCCUGAUCUCAAGGAAGAGAUGGAGAAGCAAUUUGUGGACUUACUAUCCGAAGAACUGAAGCUGCAAGAAACAGUCGGGGAAGAGCACUCUAAACACAUGAAUGUUACCUUAUGGGAAGCAAAAAGAUUGGCUUCUCAAUACCAAAGGGAAGCCGAAAAGUGCAAUGCUGCUACCGAAACCUGUGAAGCAGCCAGAGAGCGAUCGGAGGUUCUUCUUGCAAAGGAGAGGAAAAUAACUUCUUUGUGGGAACAAAGAGCCCGAAAACUCGGCUGGGAAGGGGAAUAGUUACACACCGGAAAAAUACACUUACCUUUUAUCCAGCAUUCUACACGGUGAUCAACCCAUACAGGACGAAAUCCGGACACCUAUCCAAAGCAAGCAAGUUUACGGUAAUGGCUCUUAUAGUUUCUUGUUUCGCAUUCUUUUCUAGCUACUUGUAUUUAAAUCUUAUUGCACUCUAGAUAACCUAUGUUUUCGCACAAUCGCGAGCUUACACGAUCGAUCUUUUGUUCCGGAUGUCUGAACAUGUCUUAGCCUUGUGGAAGGAUCUCUAUAAAUUCCUGCAAGAAAUGGCAAUAGUUUUCUGCAAUUUUUAA
Andrographis paniculata is the source of this 1014-nucleotide messenger RNA. RefSeq lists its product as uncharacterized. The record is from RefSeq and is a predicted model, not a curated record. NCBI's taxonomy places the organism in Eukaryota, Viridiplantae, Streptophyta, Magnoliopsida, Lamiales, Acanthaceae. The transcript has 3 exons. The coding region runs from base 170 to 703 and encodes 177 amino acids.